ACAGGCGUGAGACGGUCAACUAGUUGCUCGACGAGCCCUGCCCAGCAUAUCAACUUGGGCAUUUGGGUUACUUUGAUUCUCAGUCUUCUCAGUUCUCAGUAAGCCUAUCUACUAAUCCAAUCAAUUCCCUUCUCUCUUUCUAGUUUCUAUACUCCAAAUUUCUCACACCACCAGCAGAAAUCCUAGAAACUCCAUAGCUAAAACCUCCGACCUCCAAUAGAAACCACCAAUGGCGUCAAUGAACUUAGGUCCAUUUGGCGAACACUGGUUUCACUGGUUCGAAAGACCUCCACAACCAAUCUCAUUUCCAAAUUUAUUUUCUUUAGCUCUGUCUCAAAACCCUCCUAAACCCCUCUUCUCUUCCCUCUCUCUCUCGGACCCAAAACAACCUAAGCCCGACCCUUCAAAACCAGGCAAAUACCAGAAAAUGAUGGACCAAUAUUGGUGGGAAUGUGAGAAUUUACCUGAUUAUCGACACGCCCCAGAAGUUGAUAAGAUUUUGAAAGAAGACCCAGUUUUUGAACACAAAGAAAACCCAAAACCAGAAGAAAUUGAAGAGAACAAUAAAUGGUGGGAAGAAUUUAGAAGUAGCCCAGUUGUUCAAUUUUUAACAAGAGCAGAGGAAAUUGCUGAUAAUCUUAAUAAAGCUGAGCUUCAGGAUAAUAAGGAACCUUAUAGGAAUGAAGAUGCUAAACUUUGGAAAGCUCUUCCUCAUGUUACUGGGUUAGAUGGUAGACCAAUGCCUAGGAAAUCUAUAAAGACUACGGAAGAAGCAGAGAAUAGGUUUUGGGAUUUCACAAAACAGUUCUUUUUUGGGUUAUGGGGUUUUAGGCAACGUCCUUAUCCUCCUGGUAGACCAAUCGAUUUUUCUCAGGUUAUUGGGUAUAAGCGCUUGGAGAAGCGGUAUUAUGAUUUUGCAAUGAGGACUGGUGGUUGGUACUAUAAGGAUCGGUUGGGCCGUACAAGAGGACCAUGUGAGCUGAUUCAACUUAAGACCGCAUGGAGUGCGGGUAUAAUCGAUACUCAUACUUUCAUAUGGGGAGAGGACAUGGAUGAAUGGGCACCUAUCGGCAUGAUUUAUGGUGUAGAACGGGCAAUUGCCACUUGGGAAGUUAGGUUGGGUGCAGCUGCAACAGCAUUUCUCCACAAGCUUCAAAAGGGAAUUUCUCCUUGGACUCCAUUGAAGGGGCAUGAAAAGAAAACCUAUGAGCAACUGCAACAGGAGGCUGUAGAAAGUAAGAAGCGUGAUUUGGCUGUGCUUAAAGCCAAUGAUGGAGUUUGGCCUGGAGUAAGAACUCCAAGCCAUGCUCUCUUUCUUUGGGCUAGUGGUUCUGAGUUGACAACAAUGUUGGAAGCUGAUCAUAUGCCAAACAAAUACAUACCAAAAGAUCUAAGGAAGCAAUUGGCUAAAGCCAUUCCUGGCUUAAGACCCUGGGAGGUUCUAAGUGUUGAACAAGCUAUGGACCAAAUAACAUAUAAUGGACAAUGGUAUCGUGAGCCGCUCGGCUCAUACACAACUGGUCCGCCUUAUAUAAAGCACUGGAAUAGGGAUGCUUUGAAAAUGCUAUCAGUAUUUUCAGUCCUAAGUCAAGCUGUAAUCAAGGACAUGAGGCGGAAAAUCCCAGGUUUUGAUCAAGUCAUGAAUAUGUUCCGAGAAGAUGCUCUCGCAAGAGAACAAAGAAUCAGACAGCAGAGGGAACAAAACAAGAGGGACGAGGAAGAUGCUUUGUAUGGACGUUCUACACGUGAUCCAUAGCAGGUCUCUCUUCAUAACAUUCUGUUCUUGGUUGUCCGACUACAACCUCUUAACUUCAUUUUUAACCUGCAGAAUGUGUCAAACGAAACCUGCUAAAAAGAGAAUUUGGGUGAAGGGCAUAUUGUGUUGCGUUGGCUGCUAGUCGGCUACUUAUGGUGGUCUUGUGUGUAGGAAAGGAAUUUAUCUCGUAUUCGAAUUUAUCUCGUAUUCGAAUUUAUCUCUUUCCUUCGUUUAUUAUGAGCCAGGAGUAUUUACAUAGUCUGUUUUUUGACGGAAAAUUGUAAACGUCUUUCUUUCUUUUCUGAGGGUGUAAUCGUCUUUCUAAAUAUUGUGUUAGUAGAGAAUCGUGUUUUGUCUCAAUUGAAAAGUAUCACUUUUCAAGAAUUGUCUUAAGUUUAAUUCUUGUUAGCAUUCUACUUUCCUCAGUUUUUCUCGGCCAACCUUAUAAUAGAAAAAACUGUGCUGUUAUUUCCAUUCUACAAUUGUAAUACAAGUUUUAUUGGCGA
Molecule: messenger RNA, 2262 nt
Organism: Amaranthus tricolor (Joseph's coat)
Lineage: Eukaryota; Viridiplantae; Streptophyta; Magnoliopsida; Caryophyllales; Amaranthaceae
Product: protein TIC 56, chloroplastic
Exons: 5
Coding region: 230-1756 (508 amino acids)
Source: RefSeq, a predicted model, not a curated record